This is a messenger RNA of Naumovozyma castellii, 765 nucleotides long. It is a transcript of the gene RPL2B, whose product is annotated as 60S ribosomal protein uL2. Lineage: Eukaryota; Fungi; Ascomycota; Saccharomycetes; Saccharomycetales; Saccharomycetaceae. The record is from RefSeq and is a predicted model, not a curated record. Bases 1 to 765 code for a protein of 254 amino acids. The transcript is spliced from 2 exons.
AUGGGUAGAGUUAUUCGUAACCAAAGAAAGGGUGCUGGUUCUAUCUUCACCUCACACACUAGAUUGAGACAAGGUGCUGCCAAGUUAAGAACCUUGGAUUACGCCGAACGUCAUGGUUACAUCCGUGGUGUCGUGAAGCAAAUUGUUCACGAUGCUGGUAGAGGUGCUCCAUUGGCUAAGGUUGUCUUCCGUGACCCAUACAAGUACAAGUUACGUGAAGAAAUCUUCAUUGCUAACGAAGGUGUCCACACCGGUCAAUUCAUUUACGCCGGUAAGAAGGCUUCUUUGAACGUCGGUAACAUCUUGCCAUUAGGUUCCGUUCCAGAAGGUACCAUUGUUUCCAACGUUGAAGAAAGACCAGGUGACAGAGGUGCUUUAGCUAGAGCUUCUGGUAACUACGUUAUCAUUAUUGGUCACAACCCAGAUGAAAACAAGACCAGAGUUAGAUUACCUUCCGGUGCUAAGAAGAUUAUCUCUUCCGAUGCCAGAGGUGUCAUUGGUGUUGUUGCUGGUGGUGGUAGAGUUGACAAGCCAUUGUUGAAGGCUGGUCGUGCUUUCCACAAGUACAGAUUAAAGAGAAACUCAUGGCCAAAGACUCGUGGUGUUGCCAUGAAUCCAGUUGACCAUCCUCACGGUGGUGGUAACCAUCAACAUAUUGGUAAGGCUUCUACCAUCUCUAGAGGUGCUGUUUCCGGUCAAAAGGCUGGUUUAAUUGCCGCCAGAAGAACCGGUUUAUUGCGUGGUUCUCAAAAGACUCAAGAUUAA